AUCAGGCAUCACUGGAACAACAUCACAAAUUAUGCAGUGCAUGAACAACAGCACAUAUCAUUCAAUGCAGGAAGAGCAGCACAGAUCAGGCAGUGCAGGAACAGCACAAAACUGGCAGUGCAAGAGCAGCAGCACAGAUCAGGCAGUGCAGGAACAGCAACACAGAUCACGCA
Molecule: messenger RNA, 173 nt
Organism: Pelobates cultripes (western spadefoot toad)
Lineage: Eukaryota; Metazoa; Chordata; Amphibia; Anura; Pelobatidae
Source: the annotation of a GenBank genome assembly